AUGGUGGCACAGGGAGCAGUGAUGUCGUUCUCUCAAUUUGGAUAUCCCUACAACACAGCGUCCCAGUUCUUCGUGUCGGCCAGUCCCGGAGCGACGUGCUGCGAAGCCAGCUCCAGACCCGUGAGUGAAGGGCCGGCCCAAGCUGCUGUUUGCUGCCCUCCCUAUGAGAACAGAUUACUGACCAACGCCAGGACGGAGAUUAACGCGGCCGCCGCGGCCCUGGGCAUGUACAGCAGCUCUCCCUAUGCAACUGCAGCCAGCCAGGGCUACGGGAACUAUUUGGCGUACAGUACCGACUCUUCAGCCCUGUACUCCUCCCUGAAUUCCCAGUAUGAAAUUAAAGAUGGCACUGGGAGUUUACACUCGGGAGUUGCUGCUGCAGCAGCUACCUACUACCCGUAUGACCACUCCUUGGGGCAGUACCAGUAUGACAGGUGUGCCACCAUGGACUUCAGCAGCAACUCUCGGCGCAAAAACGCGACCCGAGAAACCACCAGCACCCUGAAGACUUGGCUUCACGAGCACCGGAAGAACCCUUACCCCACCAAAGGCGAGAAGAUCAUGUUGGCCAUCAUCACCAAGAUGACCCUGACUCAAGUCUCCACUUGGUUCGCGAACGCCAGGAGGAGGCUGAAGAAGGAGAACAAGAUGACCUGGUCCCCGAGAAACAAAGGGGGGGACGAGAAGAAAGAGGACAGCGAGAAAAAAGACGGGGACCAAUACAGUGCGGAGAGCGGGGCGAAAGAAUAUGGAGAUGACAAAGAGUUGAGACUGAGUGAUCUGGAGGAUUUGGACGAUGAGGAAUCGGGAAAAGUGGACCAAGACAAGCCCCCAUGCGGCCUCGGUACAAGGCAAGCGCUGGUGGAGGGAAGUGACCGUAACGUGUCGCCUCCAGACAAUCCGCACACAUUCUCCUGCUCGAAGGGUGAUUCCAGCCUCGCCCCACACUUUCUCGAAGCCAUCAGCAAUAAGCCACCAGUUUCUAUGGCAGGCACCAGUCUCCAGCAGCGCUUUGGGACAGCAGAGAAGCCGAGGAUUUGGUCUCUAGCACACACAGCAGCCUCCAACACUCUGGUGGCUUGUGAGAGCGGCCAGUCGCGGACAGUUCGGUACUGCGCCGAGGUGAGGCCGAGCCAGGCCACGGUCAACCAAGUCGAUGAUAUCCUAUCUCUCCGAGACUCUUCACAUGCAGCCCGCAUUCUGAGAACUUCUGCAUUCAAUUUACAAACGCUUGUGGCCACUGGUCAGCUGCACUGUGCUUCCUACCCCGCACUAGGCAACUGCCAGUAUACAUCAGGGACUGAAGGAUUUCUGAGGCAUGGGAAAUCUGACGUGGGAUCAGUAGAGAUGACGGAAACAUGCCCACUGCACCCAGAGGGGAAGCUGAGGAGAGCCUUCAGGCCUGUCCUGAAGAGGUGAGGCUUGUUUUAGACCAGGACGCUGUAGACCAAGUGGAUGCCGCACAACUCCUUUUAUUGUAUGCACUAGUGAUUGACAAUACACUGGAAAUGAGACAGGAUCCGUUUCUUCCGAGCACUGGCAUUGACUGUAAAACUGAUUCGCUUUGACUUAACCAGCGGCUAA
Hemiscyllium ocellatum (epaulette shark) is the source of this 1584-nucleotide messenger RNA. It is a transcript of the gene irx6a, whose product is annotated as iroquois homeobox 6a. Gene Ontology annotation, biological process: neuron differentiation; cell development; regulation of transcription by RNA polymerase II. The record is from RefSeq and is a predicted model, not a curated record. Gene Ontology annotation, molecular function: RNA polymerase II cis-regulatory region sequence-specific DNA binding; DNA-binding transcription factor activity, RNA polymerase II-specific. NCBI's taxonomy places the organism in Eukaryota, Metazoa, Chordata, Chondrichthyes, Orectolobiformes, Hemiscylliidae. Gene Ontology annotation, cellular component: nucleus. The transcript is spliced from 7 exons. Bases 1 to 1419 code for a protein of 472 amino acids.